AAAAAUGAGGGGCUUUUGUAACAAUUUCCAGUCUUGGACAGAAACCAUUACCCUAAGCCCAUACACCAUCUCCCUCCUGCGCUUCUUUCACCAUCGAUCACCUUCAGGUAUUUUGGAGACAAAUAUGGAGCAAAGAUUGGUUAAUACAUGGCGGAUGACUGUGAAUGAGAAGAAGUUUAUCGAAACUGCAUUGCUUUCCGACCUCAGAGUCGACGGACGGCGCCCUUUCGAUUACCGGAAGCUCAAUAUCAAGUUUGGUAGAGAAGAUGGCUCAUCAGAGGUGCAGCUGGGUCAAACUCAUGUUAUGGGUUUUGUGUCUUCACAACUAGUGCAACCUUAUCGAGACAGGCCAAACGAGGGGAGCCUUGCAAUCUAUACUGAGUUUUCUCCUAUGGCUGAUCCUUCAUUUGAGGCAGGUCGUCCUGGAGAGUCUGCUAUUGAGUUGGGACGCGUAAUUGAUCGCGGUCUAAGGGAAAGCAGAGCUGUGGACACUGAAUCUCUCUGUGUUGUAGCUGGGAAGUGGGUUUGGUCUAUCCGUAUUGAUCUCCAAAUUUUAGACAAUGGAGGGAAUCUUGUUGAUGCUGCCAACAUUGCAGCCUUAGCUGCUCUCUCAACAUUUCGGAGGCCUGAUUGUACACUUGGAGGCGAGGAUGGACAGGAAAUUAUUUUGCAUCCACCUGAGGUUAGGGAACCACUUCCCUUGAUCAUACAUCAUAUGCCUAUAGCGGUGACCUUCGCAUUUAUUGGAAAGGAGAAUAUAGUGGUGGUAGAUCCAACUCAUUUUGAAGAGGCUGUAAUGGGAGGAAGAAUGACAGCUACUGUUAAUGCAAAUAGUGAUGUCUGUGCCAUUCAAAAGGCAGGAGGAGAUGGUGUGAUGCAGAGUGUUAUAAUGCAGUGCCUUCGCAUUGCUUCAGUGAAGGCUGGUGAUAUAACAAGCAAGAUAAAGAAUGCUGUUGAAUCAUACAGCACGGAAAGAGCUCUUAGAAAAAUCAAAAGACACACGCCUGCUACUGCCGCAAUUGAUAUUCCUGACCCUGGUCAUGGGGAAGUCAGUGAUUUUUCCAUGCAGACAAUGGAUAUACAAAGAGUAAAAUCAGAGGAUUGCUGUGUCAGUCAUAGUGAUGACAUGGAUGUUGAAACACAAUCUUCUAAGCCAGAUGGAAAUAACAGGGGAGUUGGGAAAUAUCAGAAAUUUUCAGGCAGACCAUCAAGUUGGGAUCCAUAUUCAACAGGUGUUAACAUAGAAGAAUUGAAAUUUACUCUUACUUUACAUGGCUCUUCAGCUCUCUGUGAGAAGCCAUAUGAAACUGAAACAGUGCAUGAGAAGCCUUGUGAUACAGAAUCUGGACAACGUUCUGCAGAUGUUAAUCCAGCACCUUUAAUAGCUGUGACAACUGGAAAUGAAAUACCAACUAACAGAGUGAAAACUUUAAAGGAUGCUAUAAAGCCUAAGCACAAGCGAAAAAAGAAGCCAGCCACGAAUGCUGAUGCAAGCUAGAGGACAUAAGCCAGUUUAUCUUUUCAAGUUUCUAGGUUUAAUUGUGUGCUUCUUGGCACACCCAAACCCCGUCACUUCAAAUGGGAGUGGAAAUGUCUCUGAGGAACGCAAAGCUCUUAACUGGUUUAAGAUAUCAACCAAAGCAGUAGAAGAAUUCUGUGAAUUAAUAUGCUCGGGAUACAAGGAAGUUGCUCUGAUUAAACUCUGUGAAAGUCCAAAUAGAGGGCUGCAAUCGUCUGCCUUGGUUGUGUUACCUUAGCAUCUUGUUCCAGGCUUCUUUCAGAUUGUAUGGUUAUUAACCACGUCGCUGAAACUCGGACAAAUAUUGUGGUUUUGCCCAUUUUCGUGUUGGCGAACAGACAGGUUCAUAAAGCUGUUGCAAGUAUUGCAAGUGUGUUUUUUGCA
Ipomoea nil (Japanese morning glory) is the source of this 1903-nucleotide messenger RNA. RefSeq names its product exosome complex component RRP45A-like. Gene Ontology annotation, cellular component: nuclear exosome (RNase complex); cytoplasmic exosome (RNase complex). The record is from RefSeq and is a predicted model, not a curated record. Gene Ontology annotation, biological process: U1 snRNA 3'-end processing; U5 snRNA 3'-end processing; TRAMP-dependent tRNA surveillance pathway. The transcript is spliced from 11 exons. Bases 5 to 1498 code for a protein of 497 amino acids. NCBI's taxonomy places the organism in Eukaryota, Viridiplantae, Streptophyta, Magnoliopsida, Solanales, Convolvulaceae.